GACGCCGCUUCCGCCCGGCGCCAAGAUGGCGGCGCCCUUUGUCUGCUCGGUGUCACGGUGAGGGCCGCGAGCUGCGGGUGAGGCCCCGCCGGGCCCGGCAUGGCAGGAUCCGUUGCUGGAAAUGAGGACAGAGCCCUGUGGGCAGAGGCAGCGAGGGUUGGGGCCGCGCUGUUCCCCGAGCUGACGCACGAGGCGGGAGACGCCGGUGGGAUGGCUGCGUAGAGACUGACCUGAACACCUGGAAAAGGGAAAUCUCUGGAGGAGAGACUCAACCCUCUGGCCCUCGAUCCUCUGGGUAUCUCUGCUCCCUGCAGCACAGGGCCAUGGAUUUCCCUCAGCACAGCCAGCAGGUGCUGGAGCAGCUGAACCAGCAGCGACAGCUGGGGCUGCUCUGCGACUGCACCUUCGUGGUGGACGGCAUCGACUUCAAGGCGCACAAGGCCGUGCUGGCCGCCUGCAGCGAUUAUUUCCGCAUGCUCUUCGUGGACCAGAAGGACGUGGUGCACCUGGACAUCAGCAACGCUGCAGGCCUGGGCCAGGUUCUGGAGUUCAUGUACACGGCUAAGCUGAGCCUGAGCCCUGACAACGUGGAGGAUGUGUUGGCCGUGGCAGGUUUCCUGCAGAUGCAGGAGAUUGUCAGUGCUUGCAACGCACUCAAAUCUCUCUCUGUGCCCCCAGAAAAUCCCCAGCAGCCCCCCGAGAUCGAAGCUGACAAGGUCCCAGCUGAUGGCAAGACAUCGGUGGUGGCAGAAGCUCUGGGGGAGCCUGACAAAGCCAAAGCAGCCGCUCCUGAUAGCGAGGACAAGGAGGAGAAGCCGGAGGCCGCGGCACAGCCCGAGGUGCCUGUGGAGCAUCCGGCUGGCCAGGAGGGUGAGCCAGCGAGGGGUGACAGCCUGGCCCCUGCUGUCACCCCCAGCCCUCCCUGCCCUGACGCUGCAGCGCUCGCAGGGACGGGCACUGCCAUCCACGAGGAUCCCGGGCAGCCAUCGGAGAGCGCCGUGGGCAGCGACAGCCUGGCAGAGAUGAAACUGGAAAGGAAGGAGGAAGAUGGGGAGAUGAUAGUGGAGGAGGAAGAUGAGGGUAAAAUGCCCAAGGAGGAGCCUCCCCAGCUGGAGAAUGGGGAAAACGCUGAGGAUAACGAGUCGGGCAGCGCGGAUUCGGGCCAGGAGAACUCGGGGGAGCCGCGCCUGCUGCGCUCCGGCACCUACAGCGACCGCACCGAGUCCAAGGCCUACGGCUCCGUCACACACAAGUGUGAGGACUGCGGGAAGGAGUUCACCCACACCGGGAACUUCAAGCGGCACAUCCGGAUCCACACCGGAGAGAAGCCCUUCUCCUGCAGGGAGUGCAACAAGGCCUUCUCCGACCCAGCUGCCUGCAAGGCCCACGAGAAGACACACAGCCCGCUGAAGCCGUACGGCUGCGAGGAGUGCGGGAAGAGCUACCGGCUCAUCAGCCUGCUGAACCUGCACAAGAAGCGGCACACGGGCGAGGCGCGCUACCGCUGCGAGGACUGCGGCAAGCUCUUCACCACCUCGGGCAACCUGAAGCGGCACCAGCUGGUGCACAGCGGCGAGAAGCCCUACCAGUGCGACUACUGCGGGCGCUCCUUCUCCGACCCCACCUCCAAGAUGCGCCACCUGGAGACCCACGACACCGACAAGGAGCACAAGUGUCCCCACUGCGACAAGAAGUUCAACCAGGUGGGGAAUUUGAAGGCUCACCUGAAGAUCCACAUCGCAGAUGGGCCCCUGAAGUGCCGGGAGUGCGGGAAGCAGUUCACCACGUCAGGUAACCUGAAGCGGCACCUGCGGAUCCACAGCGGGGAGAAGCCGUACGUGUGCGUGCACUGCCAGCGCCAGUUCGCCGACCCCGGCGCUCUGCAGCGCCACGUCCGCAUCCACACCGGAGAGAAGCCGUGCCAGUGCUUGAUCUGCGGCAAAGCCUUCACCCAGGCGAGCUCCCUCAUCGCCCACGUGCGCCAGCACACCGGGGAGAAGCCCUACGUGUGCGAGCGCUGUGGGAAGAGGUUCGUCCAGUCGAGCCAGCUGGCCAACCACAUCCGUCACCACGACAACAUCCGGCCCCACAAAUGCACCGUCUGCAACAAAGCCUUCGUCAACGUGGGCGACCUGUCCAAGCACAUCAUCAUCCACACAGGGGAGAAGCCCUUCCUGUGUGACAAGUGCGGCCGUGGCUUCAACCGCGUGGACAACCUGCGCUCCCACGUCAAGACCGUGCACCAGGGCAAGGCUGGCAUCAAAAUCCUGGAGCCCGAGGAGGGCGACGAGGUCAACAUCGUCACGGUGGCGUCCGAUGACAUGGUGACAUUGGCCACCGAGGCGCUGGCUGCCACCGCUGUCACGCAGCUCACGGUGGUGCCCGUGGCAGCCGCAGUGACAGCGGACGAGACCGAAGCCCUUAAAGCUGAGAUCACCAAAGCGGUGAAGCAGGUGCAGGAGGCAGACCCCAACACGCAGAUCCUUUACGCCUGCGAUUCCUGCGGGGAGAAGUUCCUGGACGCCAGCAGCCUGGCGCAGCACGUGCGCAUCCACACGGCCCAGGCGCUCGUCAUGUUCCAGGCGGAGCCCGACUUCUACCAGCCCUACGGCGCCGCGGGCUGGCCGGCAGAGCAGGUCAUCCCCGCCGGGGAGCUCCUGUUCCGGCCCCGCGACGGCCCCGAGCCGCCCCCGGCCGCCCCCCCGGCCCCCGAGGGGCCGCCCCCGGCCCCCGAGUGACCCCGCCCCCGCCACGCCUUUAUUUAAGAGACAGCUCGGAAAUGGUGUAAAAAGUGUAUUUCUGGAAGGAAAGAGAUGGAAUAAAAUGCAGUAUUUUGUAAGGGUUGGUGCUCAGGGAGGGGGCUGCGGCUUCUCUCCCCCUCAGGGGGUGUUUUGGGUGCCGUGGGGGGCACUGGAACACUCCAGUCCCUGCUGAGAGUGUGGUGUGGAUGGAGAGCAGGGAUUGAUGAGAUGAUAAAGGAUGAAAACGGUGGGUUAAGGGUUUCAACCCUACCCAGAACAGCAGAUGGGGAUUUUUGGGGUAAAGCCCCAAAAGACCCUCCCAUUCUGACCCCCACUGAGGGAGGGUGUGGAGGCCGGGGCACUGCCCCUGUUUGGGGGUAAAAGGAAGGAAAAAGGGGCUGC
Messenger RNA from Zonotrichia leucophrys gambelii, 3143 nucleotides. It is a transcript of the gene ZBTB17, whose product is annotated as zinc finger and BTB domain containing 17. Gene Ontology annotation, molecular function: protein binding. The record is from RefSeq and is a predicted model, not a curated record. Lineage: Eukaryota; Metazoa; Chordata; Aves; Passeriformes; Passerellidae. The coding region runs from base 324 to 2738 and encodes 804 amino acids. The transcript is spliced from 16 exons.